UCGAUCGCGGACCUCCGGUUCAUCCAUCGGCUCGGCAGUGGGGAUAUCGGGAGCGUGUAUUUGGCCGAGGUGAGGGGCGGCCGCGACGGCGGUGUGGUUGUGGCGGCGAAGGUGAUGGAUAAGAAGGAACUGAUCGGGAGGAAUAAAAGCGCUAGGGCCAAGACGGAGAGGGAGAUUCUUGAGAUGCUCGACCAUCCGUUUCUCCCGAAGCUGUAUGGAUGCGCUGAGAACGAGAAGGUGACUUCUCUUCUCACCGAGUUCUGCCCCGGCGGCGAUCUCCAUGUUCUCCGGCAGCGCCAGCCGGGUAAGCGGUUUGAUGAGCACGCUGUCAGGUUCUACGCGGCGGAGGUGGUGGCGGCACUGGAAUACAUCCACAUGCUCGGCAUCAUCUACCGCGACCUGAAACCAGAAAACGUCCUCAUCAGAUCCGACGGUCACAUCAUGCUCACCGACUUCGAUCUCUCCCUCAAAGCAGACAUUGGCUGCUCCCCCACCGCCCAACUCAUCCGCAACCACCAAACCCCCACCACCGCCGCCGCCCUCCGCCACUACAACAACACAAACUGCAUCCUUCCCAACUGCAUCGUCCCCGGCGUGUCCUGUUUCCAACCAAACCGCCGCCGCCGCCACCAAAAAUCCCACCGCCACGGCGGCCCCGCCGCCGGAUUGGUGUUUGUCGCCGAGCCCAUCGAUCUCCGUUCAAUGUCGUUCGUCGGAACUCACGAGUACCUCGCCCCUGAGAUCGUCUCCGGCGAAGGUCACGGCAGCACGGUGGACUGGUGGACGCUGGGCGUUCUAAUCUUCGAACUCUUGUAUGGAACGACGCCGUUCAAGGGAUCCGACAACGAGCUAACUCUAGCGAACAUCGUCGCACGGGCGCUGGAGUUUCCGAAGGAGACAAUGGUGUCGGCCGCCGCGCGGGAUCUCGUCGCCGGACUUCUUGUCAAGGAUCCGGCGAACCGGCUGGGAUCCACUCUGGGAGCAACGGCGAUUAAGAGGCAUCCGUUCUUCAGCGGGGUGAAUUGGGCGCUGCUGCGCUGUGCGGCGCCGCCGCACGUGCCGCCGCAGUUCUCGCCGGGCGCUGGUAGCUGCCGGAGUUUGUGGGACGAUAGCUGUCCGGGGACGCCGGUGGAGUACUAUUAAUGACAAUUAUGAGGUGGAGUGGGGGUGGGGUCUUGGGGGCUGGAGAGCAGACUGCGGGUUUUUCGCGCCGGAAGAAGGGGAAAAGGGGUAGAGGGGAGGCGGUGGGGAGGGGUGUGGGCGCGGAGGUGGGCCACGUGGUUGCAUGCGGGAGGGGGGUUAUUUGAACGGGUGCAGUGUUGGUCCGCUGAUUUUGCGGUUGGAAUUGGUUUGGGGAGGAUUUACGAACAUGCCACUUAAUUUUUAUGUAUUUAUAUUUCUAACAGUUCAGCUUUAAAUUAAAAUAGUGUUAUUUUUA
Molecule: messenger RNA, 1438 nt
Organism: Phalaenopsis equestris
Lineage: Eukaryota; Viridiplantae; Streptophyta; Magnoliopsida; Asparagales; Orchidaceae
Product: serine/threonine-protein kinase D6PKL2-like
Biological process (GO): protein phosphorylation
Cellular component (GO): plasma membrane; cytoplasm; nucleus
Molecular function (GO): protein serine/threonine kinase activity; ATP binding
Source: RefSeq, a predicted model, not a curated record